GUCUGGGGUUGCACGUGUCAGUGUUUGUGUACGUGCGGCAGCCGCUGGGCGGGUAAGGGCCCGGCGGCCAAAGGUUAGGCUGCUGGGACGCUGCCAGAGCUGGAGCGCGGCGGUGAGGGGCCGGCCAGCUAGCCUCAGCGAUCUUUAAAUUCUUUCCCAUGUGGGCGGCUUGUGCAUGCUUACCUGCCAGUCUGCAGCGAGUUCCACUCCGCUCUGCACGCCCAAGGACUCCUGUCCGCUGCUGUUAGGUGGAAAUGCUGUUGCUUGAUUGCAACUCAGAGAUGGAUAGUUUGAAGCAUCUAUUGGAGACCGGGGACUCAGUCAACGCACCCCCAAACCCCUUCGAGCAGUCGCCUGUCCACUUGGCCGCGGGUGGCGGCUGUGCUUGCUUUCUCCUCUGGCAGCUGCAAAUGGGCGCUGACCUCAACCAACAGGAUGUUUUUGGAGAAGCUCCACUACACAAGGCAGCAAAAGUUGGGAGCCUGGAAUGCCUUAGCCUGCUUGUAGCCAGUGAUGCCCAAAUUGAUUUAUGUAAUAAGAAUGGGCAAACAGCUGAAGAUCUUGCUCGGUCAUGUGGAUUUCCAGAUUGUGCCAAGUUUCUUAUGGCAAUUAAAUGUAUGCAGACAAAAAAAUCAAGUGAAAGAUCCGAUAGAGAGCAUUGUGUUCCAGUGCUCAGUCAGAAACGGAGUUUCGGAAGUGCAGAAGAUAUAAAUGGAAAAAGGAAGUGUUGAUGUCAUGUUGGUUAUGAAGAGGUUUGAAGAGGCCUUCACUUUGUGCAAAUCUGCUGCUUAGCUACAAGCUGUGGCUUUUGGCUCAUCAGGUGUUUCCAAACUCCUUCUGAGAAGGAGGAAAACUUUCUUCUAAGUGAAGAUAACAUUUAAGAAUACAUGUAUUUACAUGCCUAUACUAUUUUGGUUGUGCAUGCUUUGUCUUUGAAGUUAUUAAAGGAAUGUCUAAA
This is a messenger RNA of Hipposideros armiger (great roundleaf bat), 958 nucleotides long. It is a transcript of the gene ANKRD37, whose product is annotated as ankyrin repeat domain 37. Gene Ontology annotation, molecular function: protein binding. The transcript has 5 exons. Lineage: Eukaryota; Metazoa; Chordata; Mammalia; Chiroptera; Hipposideridae. The record is from RefSeq and is a predicted model, not a curated record. Gene Ontology annotation, cellular component: cytoplasm. The coding region runs from base 255 to 731 and encodes 158 amino acids.